AAAAUACAUAUAGGUACAUCCCAAGAGUGUCCGUGGAGCUUGAAGGAUUCCGGCCCUGGCCUACUGAUAAUAUGCGACUAUAAUAAUAUCCAAAAAGGAAGAGAAAAAAAGAGUUGGAACUCGGAUUGAAACUCUGCGGCUGAUGGAAUACGUACACAAUUAUAUGCAGCAUAUGCAGUGUACACUUGCCCCAUAUGAUUCAUAUAAUAAGUAUACAAUAUAAAUUGCCUUUAGAGGUUAGUCCAGCUUAUGUUUCGUCCGCAAUUGUAUGUAGUUUUGUUAUAUGCAAUUAGCUACUGUAGAGGCUGUAUAUGCUCGAUGACCGAUGCCGACAUCAGUUGACAAUAUUGAAAUCAAACAAAAUAUACAAGUCCGACUUUAAUGUGUCGAUUAAACUAAGCAUAACCUUACUCGAAACUAUAACAAAAAUAUCGUUUUGGAGAUUAGCAGCGAUUUAUAAGCUGCUACAUAUUCAGCCAAAAUGUCAGAAACAACACAAGAAUCCUCUUCCAAUGAGAAUGCCGAGGCGGAUGCUAUUUCUGAAGAAGAUCGCAAAUUUUUUCAAGAUUACCUCAAAGAAACAGAGCAGCGACUUGCAGCUAAGGAAGAAAUACGAGCGGGAAAUGUCAAUGUAAUACGACCACCUGACUCUCACUUUAGUAAACUGGACUCUAGUCUUAAAAGAAAUACAACAUUUGUCAAGAAAUUGAAGACAUUUAGUGGUACUCAAUUGGAUAUGUUUUUGAAGGACAUGGUUAAUUUAAAUCUCACCAAAUAUGUCAGCGAAGUUGCAACAGCGCUGGUAGAUGCCAAACUCAAAAUGACAGACGUCGCUCCUGCAAUAAAAGCCUGCAGUGUCCUGCAUCAAACAUACGCCGAGUUUUCCACACAUUUUUUUGAGAAUUGGCAAAAAAUUCUGUCCUUCAAGGUAGGCGAUAAAAUUACCAACCCUAGUAAGCUUAGGAUAGAUUUGAGGUUUUAUGCGGAGCUUAUAAACGCUGGUAUUUUCACGCAUAAACAAGGACUUCCUCUUCUGGGCUCAGUGUUGACAGUUUUAAUUAACAUGGACAAAGAGGAGCACAACAAUGCCAGCAUAAUCUUGAGUUUUUGCCGUCACUGUGGAGAAGAUUAUGCUGGUCUUGUGCCGAAAAGAAUUAGGGAACUAUCGGAAAAGUUAAAUAUAGCCUUACCAAAGAGUAAGCUCCUCACUCCAGAUAAGCAGCAAAAUGUCAAAUCAUUAUUACGGGACUACUACAACUCUCUUUGCAAGCACUUGUUCAAGGAGCACAAGGAGCUGCAAGCAUUCGAGAAACAGAAUAGGAAAAUCUUACAAACAAGGGGAGAAUUGAGCAGCGAAAGAAAGGAGAAACUCGAAGCUCUUCAACUUUCGUACGAGCGUUUGCUGAGCAGCGUUCAAAGCUUUUCUGACACCUUGGAUGAGCCCAUGCCUGAGCUGCCAGUGGACAACGAAGUGAAGACGGAGACGGAAGAGUCUCUGAAAAUGAUAAGCGAGGGAGAGGAGAACAGCAUCAUGGAAGACAUGUGGGGCGACGAGGAGACGCGAAGGUUCUACGAAGUUUUGACAGACUUGUCGGUCUUUCUGCCAGGUUCCUAUGCGAAGGAGCCGCCAAAGCAAGAGAAAGCCGAUGCCGCCAUUACGGAGGAAGUCCUGGACGAAGAUCUGACGUUCGAGGAGCUGGAGGAAGUAGAGAAGCCGGCUGAAGAGGUCGAGGCGGAGGUCGAGGAGCCGCAGGUCAGCAACAUCAGCAACAAAAUCCUGCUGGACGCGUUCCUGAGCCACCUACCGAACUGCGUGAACCGCGAGAUGAUCGACAACGCGGCCGUGGACUUUCUCAUGAAUCUCAACACCAAGCACAACAAGAGAAAGCUGAUCAAGGCGCUGUUCGGGGUGUCGCGGAUUCGGCUGGAUCUGUUACCGUUCUACUCGAGGCUGGCGGCGAUCCUGCAGCCGGUGAUGCCCGAGGUGGGCAACGAGCUCUGCCUGAUGCUCAAGCACGACUUCAAGUACCACGUGCACAAAAAGGACCAGAUCAACAUCGAGUCCAAGAUCAAGGUGGUGCGCUACAUCGGCGAGCUGGUCAAGUUCAAGCUCUACUCCAAGAUCGAGGCGCUCUACUGCCUGAAGGUGCUGCUGCACGACUUCACGCACCACCACAUCGAGAUGGCGUGCAACCUGCUCGAGACCUGCGGCCGCUUCCUCUUCUGCUCGGCGGACUCGCACCAGCGCACCAAGGUCUACCUCGAGCAGAUGAUGCGGAAGAAGGCGGUGACGGCCCUCGACUCGCGCUACGUCACGAUAAUCGAGAACGCCUACUACUUCGUCAACCCGCCGGAGAGCACGGGCAACGUCGCCAGGAAGGACCGGCCGCCCGUCCACGAGUUCAUCCGCAAGCUGCUCUACCAGGAGCUCUCCAAGACCAACACCGACAAGGUCCUCAAGUGGAUGCGCAAGCUCGACUGGGAGGACGAGGCGCUCGCGAGCUACGCCAUCAAGUGCCUCACCGCGGCGCACAACGUCAAGUACCUCAACAUCCGCUGCGUGGGCAGCCUCCUGGCUGGGCUGGUCGCCCACUACGAGGCGGUCGGGCCCCUCGUCGUCGACGGCGUCCUCGAGGACAUCCGGCUCUGCAUGGAGAUCAACCUGCCCAAGUACAACCAGCGGCGCAUCGCCAUGGUCAAGUACCUCGGCGAGCUCUACAACUACCGCAUGGUCGAGAGCGCCGACAUCUUCCGCACGCUCUACCUGCUCAUCACCUUCGGCGUGAGCACCGAGCACGCGGCGGCGCCCAGUCCGCUCGACCCGCCCGAGCACCUCUUCCGCAUCCGGCUCGUCUGCACGCUCCUCGAGACCUGCGGCCAGUACUUCAGCGGCGGCUCGAGCAAGAAGCGCCUCGACUACUUCCUCGUCUUCUUCCAGCACUACUACUGCUUCAAGCGCGCCGACCCCGUCUGGAGCCAGUCGUCGGACAAUCCCUUUCCCGUGGGCAUCGACUACAUGUUCCGCGACACUCUCGCCAUGCUCAGGCCCAAGAUGCGGCUCUUCGAGAGCCUCAAGGAGGCGCAGGUGGCCGUCGAGGAGUUGCGCGCCACGCUCUAUCCGAACCUGUGCAGCUCGAGCGAGUUGGCCGCAACUGCCGAGCACCAGGAGGAGCCCGAGGGCGGCCCCGGCGACAUGAGCAGCAUCCCCGAGCUCCCCGAGGACGAGCUCGCGACCGACAAGCCGGCGGAGCAUCUGCACUUCGAGGAGGACCUGUCGGAGGCCCAGUCCGAGGAGGAGGACUGGACGAACGAGGCCAACGAGCGCGACGAGCGCGACGAGCGCGACGAGCGCGACGAGCGCUUGCAGGGCACGCAAGACAACGAUAAUACCCAGGGCGAGCAGAGCCUCUCCGAGGGCUGCUGCCCCAACGGCGCCGGCGGUGGCGUGCUCAUGGACACUUCCGAGCUCGUCGCAGCUCUACCCGCGGCACCCAAGCGGCUCCACUGUCCCGAGGACGACGACUUCCUUUCGGCCCUCGACAAGAUGGUGUCGGAUAACAUCCAGGACCGAAUGCGCGACGCAGUCAAGCCCCAGCAGGUCGAUAUCUCGGUACCGCUCCACGUCAAGAGCACCAAGAAGACGUAUGAGCAGCUCCAGGAAGGGCCCUCCGACAGCUCCACCAUGGACUUUGUACUCAUGCUGCGCAAAGGCAACAAGCAGCAGUACAAGAACCUCGCGGUGCCCGUAUCCUCGGAACUCGCGAUGAACCUCCGCAAUCGCGAGCAGGAGCAGAAGGAAGAGAAGGAGCGAGUUAAACGGCUAACGCUCAACAUCACCGAGCGACAAGAGGAGGAGGACUACCAGGAGGCCAUCAAUCAGGGCACCAGGCCCGUCACUGUCAACCUCAACCGUGAGAGGCGGCAGAAGUACAAUCAUCCCAAAGGGGCCCCCGAUGCUGAUCUCAUAUUCGGACCCAAGAAAAUUCGGUAGACCAUGUUGUCCGCUGCUUAUAGAUCAUCUCUCCUGAACAAAAUAAUGACUGUCCAAUCUAAUUCGUUCUUGCUACCAAAAACUAACGCUUUGUGCGUUGUUGUUAUUACAUAUGCUCUCGAGAGUCAUUGAUUUUUCCAGCCGUGCUUACGUAUGUAGACAUCUUGUAUCUUCUAAUUCAUUACUGAAUACAUACAUACAUACAUAUAUUAUAUUUAUACACGAAUUUGACGCUUCACGCUAAUUUUUGCGCGUUCGGUGUAACACUCUUCGAUUUAUUUUUAUAUUCGAAUACAAAAAUUGUUUGGAAAGAAAAUCAAUCGUCAUCGUCCUACAGUUACUUAAAUAUAUAUUUUUUAAAAAUAUUUGAAAUACAUAAAUACUUGUAAAGUAACGAAAUGUUCAGUGAUUGUAUAAAAUUGAUAAAAAAAAAUAAUAAUAAUUUUUACAAUAUAAGCUUCUCUUGUAGUAUCAAUUAUAACGUUCAUGCAUUGAGCUAUAAUAGGAUUCUAGAAUAAUGUAGUGCUUUUGUAAAUACACAUUUUUAUAAUAGUACACUGGUCGUGUCCACGAAAUUCAUUAUUUGUCAAUGCGCUGCUGAUGUGUUAUUUAUAAAAUCAGAUAAAAAAAAGCUCUUUGACUGUCGCUAUUAAGUUUGUGAUAUUGCCAGAACGGCAACAGGUGAUUCUCAAAUUGUCGCCGCAAUUUAAUUUCAUUGUUUGCAAAGAAAUAAUAAUUUCUUAUGCUAUAAAUUCAUGCAAAUGCUUUCUUACAAAUUAUGGUGAGAACUAUAAAAAAUUUUGUAUAAAAAAUGAUUUUUUCUUUUACAAAUGAUGAAUAAAUAGACUAUACCGAUGUUUA
This is a messenger RNA of Nasonia vitripennis (jewel wasp), 4852 nucleotides long. It is a transcript of the gene Upf2, whose product is annotated as regulator of nonsense transcripts 2. Gene Ontology annotation, biological process: nuclear-transcribed mRNA catabolic process, nonsense-mediated decay. The record is from RefSeq and is a predicted model, not a curated record. The coding region runs from base 482 to 3991 and encodes 1169 amino acids. NCBI's taxonomy places the organism in Eukaryota, Metazoa, Arthropoda, Insecta, Hymenoptera, Pteromalidae. Gene Ontology annotation, cellular component: exon-exon junction complex; cytoplasm. Gene Ontology annotation, molecular function: RNA binding; protein binding. The transcript is spliced from 2 exons.